Molecule: messenger RNA, 5198 nt
Organism: Phycodurus eques (leafy seadragon)
Lineage: Eukaryota; Metazoa; Chordata; Actinopteri; Syngnathiformes; Syngnathidae
Gene: pdxdc1
Product: pyridoxal-dependent decarboxylase domain containing 1
Exons: 23
Coding region: 208-2511 (767 amino acids)
Biological process (GO): carboxylic acid metabolic process
Cellular component (GO): intracellular membrane-bounded organelle
Molecular function (GO): pyridoxal phosphate binding; carbon-carbon lyase activity
Source: RefSeq, a predicted model, not a curated record
AACUAUGUGGGAAUCCUAAUAACGCCUGUCUGACACCACAGAAAGAGCAGGAAACACUUCCAAAUCCACACUUCAGUCUUUCUUCAAGCAAGCUCCAUGACGGGACUUCCUGGAAAUUCUUUACUAUAGGCUUGUCCUUUCAUCGCAGAUAGUGGGUCGUUUUCAUUGGAGUCGGUGAAGCACACACGCAGGCAGACAUCUUCCAAGAUGGUGGACACCACACUGGCUCAAGUGGGCAAGAAUCUGACUGAAGCCAUGAGGCUCUUGGGAGAUGGACAAAUAGGCCUGGAGGGAAGAACGGAGGGCUCACUCUUCAGUAGAACCAGCAUACCUGGCCCCCUUCAGGGAGAUGGUCAAGAUGUUGCCACCAUACUGCACCUUGUUCACAGCCUCAUCCAUGAAGAGGAGGAGGGAGAAGACAAGCCAAACCCACAUAGGAUGCAGAAUGUGGGUGAACAGGGUCACAUAGCACUACUAGGGCACAGCCUGGCAGCCUACAUCUCAGUGCUGGACAGAGAGCGAUUGCGGAAGCUGACCACUCGGAUCUUGUCUGAUACCACACUGUGGCUCUGUAGACUGUUCAGAUAUGAGAAUGGUUCAGCUUACUUCCACGAGGAUGACAGAGAAGGCCUGGUCAAAGUAUGUCGACUGGUCAUCAACGCGUGCUAUGACGAUUAUGCCUCUGAGGGCUACGCUGUCCUCAGCUCAAAGCAGCCAGUCAUCUACCAGAGCACAUCAAGCAGAUCUGGGCUAGGACAGCAUCUGUGCAACCAGCUUGCCCUGCCGCUCUCCAGUUUGUGCACAGUCCCAUGCAACACCCUCUUUGGAUCCCAACAUCAAAUGGAUAUUGCUCUAUUGGAUAAACUAAUCAAAGAGGACAUUGAAAGUGGAAAGCUUCCUUUGUUGUUAAUCGCCAAUGCAGGUACCCCUGGGGCAGGUCACACUGACAAGUUGGGGCGCCUUAGGGACCUGUGUGAUCAGUCCAAAAUGUGGCUCCAUGUGGAGGGGGUUAACCUUGCGACGCUGGUGCUGGGUCAGGCCACCUCUGCUGUUAUGGCAGCAACCAGAAGUGACAGUAUGACGUUGACACCAGGUCCAUGGCUUGGACUACCAGCUGUAACCGCUGUCACUCUGUACAGACAUGAAGACCCAGCACUGUCCCUGGCUGCAGGGUUAACCUCCAGUCAGCCUGUUGAGAAGCUGCGAGCAUUACCGCUCUGGUUGUCUCUGCAGUACCUUGGUUACAGUGGAAUCAUACAAAAGAUAAGACACGCCACCACACUGAGUCAACAAUUGCUACACAACCUCAAAUCUGUGAGCGCCAUCAAAACAUCGGUGGAGGAUGAACUCAACUCUCCUGUGGUGCUCUUUAGGUUUUCACAGGAAAUGAGUGCAGCAUCCAACAGUGGUUCAGUGGAGGCUUACUGUGCUGGGGAGAAGGAGGUACUUGAUGUGUUCAAUAGAUGGCUUGGCAAGCAGCUCGCCCAGAUGGUUCCUGCUAGUGGGGUUGAUGUUGUGGAGCUUGAAGAUGAAGGCACCUGUGUUCGGUUCAGCCCACUCCUGACGGCCGCAGAUUUAGGGACUCAACCUGAGGAUGUCGACAAUGUGGUUAAGAAGUUGUUGGAGCUGGUGCCUUUGAUGACCUCCACAAUGUCCUUCAGACAGGACUUCAAAGAGGAGAUUCACCGACGCUCACCCUACCUCAGAUACAUAGACGAGCUUAGCUGGCCAGGACUAGGAGCUGUCGGAUACGAGCCUCAAGUGGAGGGAAUUGAAGAUAGCAGGAGAACAAAGGAAAUUAAGAAAAUAAAUGCUGAACUGCUGAAAAAACUACAAGAGCUAGAUAGUGACAUCAUCUUUUCCACUGGCCAAGAGUUUGCCAGAGAGGAGAACUGCAUCUUUAUAAGCAUGGUAGCUGAUGACGUUGAUGUUUCAGAGCUAGUGGAAACCGUAAUGACGCUGGGACGCGACAUUGAAGAGAAUGGAAGACUACUGGAGAACAUGACAGAGGUGGUGAGGAAAGGCAUUCGGGAGGCAGAGCUGGAGCUGCUAAAAGCCAGUGAUGAGAAACUCAUGGAAGAGGGCAUGCUGAGACAACUUCCCUUGGUUGGCUCUGUUUUAAACUGGUUUUCUCCUGUUCAAACUUCAGUUAAAGGGAGGACCUUCAACUUGGCGGCAGGUUCCUUGGACUCCACAGAGGUGACGUACUCUACGAAGGCCCAGGCAAGCAGAGCUCUCUUGAAAGAUUCUUCCACCUUGUCAACAGAGAGACUGCAAGGUCAGAAGUUGUUUCGGCGCUCAGGUGCAGGCUCUGACUCCUUCAGUGAAUCUGGCUCAAUUGGACAAGCUGAGGGGUCAACCGCCAUCCACACAUCAACCUCUAUAGGUGUACCAGAGGAGGACUCUGCACGUCAAGGCAUUCCAAAAGAAAUUCAGGAUUCUAGUCUGCAGAAACAGCAUGACCAAGGGGAGGACAAAUCAUUCUUGGAGGAAAGGAAGCUUGAGGGCUAAGAGGGCCAGCCAUCCCAAUAAUGGUACCAGCUAAAUUGAUUAAAAAGAUGUGUUCUACGUAAAUUAUGCAUUUAACUGUUGUGAAAGUGAAGUAGCCGAAUUAGUUUGGAAUAAUUGUCAAGAGCCUCUUUCCAAAAAGGUUGGAAAGGAUGUCAGUUGAAGUUGACGAGAAACAGGGAUAUUAUAACACUGUGAGGCCGUUUCCUAAUCACACUCACAUUACCAGUGGUCGCAUUUUACAUUGUAUUUACACACAAUUUUGUUUAAACUGUCUGAAGAUGGACUCAGAUAUCCAUCAUCCAUCCGUCCGUCUAUCUAUCUUCUUUGCGGCUUCUCCAGUUCAGGCUUGCAAGGAGCUGCAAAAGAAAUGUCCCAGCUGAUUUUGGUUGAACGGCAAAGUACACCCUGGACUGGUCGCCAGUCAAUCACAGGAUACACAAUCAAAGAACUAUUCACGCUCACAUUUACACUAUCACUGAGUGGGAGCUCUCUAAGUGAACAUCUUCACCAUCAGUGACUUGGCAGAUAGCUGGCAUUACAUUCAAGCAUAUUAGUGGCAUGCACAAAAACUGCACAUGCUGGUGAAAUGUUUUAUCGUGGGUGCAAUUGGUUAGUUGCUUAUUUUGGGAUGAUUAAAAUGUCCCUUAUUUGCUGCACUACAUGAAAUCAUUAGGGAUAACAAAUGGUAACGUUUCAAAAUGCAGUCCAUAAGUAGGAGCUGUUUUCCCCCCCUUUAAAACCCUUUAGUUUAGAUGGUUGUUCUUUCAACCCUGUGGGAGAUUUCAAGGUCAUAGUGGAAGAGACUCUUAAGUUUCAUGAAGAAAGCGCUACCUAAAUGGGGAAUGGCUUAGUAGAACUGGUCUGCUUCAUGCACUGCUGUGAUUAUCAUGCAGAAAAGCCUGACUGCAUCCAGAAUGAUUUUGGACACGUUUGAUUGCACAACACUGUAGAAAUCUAUCCACAUAAUCUAUAGAAGUAUCAUCUACUUUAACUUCAGCUAUGCAAAUUGAAGUGAAUGACACAAAUUACAAAUAAUGCUGUCGGUGCAUAUGUACAAGCAUAGAAAAAUGAAAAUGUAUAUGUUGUAAUUUCACCAGAACAUGGUAGUUUGAUGAAAGUAACACAGUAGAUUUAGAAAACAAUACAACCACAUUGUAUCUAUACCAAAUUUAAAAUUCAUUUGUUUUCUACUGAUCUUUUUGCAGCAAGACAAGAGUUGAUAAAUUUCAACAAUUUUACAGCCAUAGCCACACUGAAACAAAAACCUUUAAUUGCUACACUAUAAAGAAUGUGUAUGAGUUAAUCAUGGCCUUCUGUCAGAAAGUGAAUAUAUAUAUAUAUAUUUUUUUUUUUUUACAUUUUUUUUUUUUUGUUGCCAAAAAUUUCUCACCUGAACUGAAAGUACUUUGAGGAAUACCGUUCAACAUUUUCUAAUGUCAUAGUCCUGCAUCAUGAUGCUGGAACUCGAGAUACAAACACAUGAGGUUUGCCAUAAAAGUUUGAGGACUAGCGUCACAAAAGAUAUUUAAAAUCAAAACUACAAAUUUAAUCCCCCUUGAGUCCAUUAGCAUUCCCCCCCCCCCCCCCCCCCCCCCCCCCCCCGCCGCCUUCGCUACCAUGUCUUCAUGCACUCUUGGAAGGAUUCUUCCAGCAUCUACCGUAGCUCCAUCAUCUGGAUGUCAUCUAUGUCUUCGAAAUGGCUCCCCUUGAUAAACCCAUUGAGCUUGGGAAAGCUGAAAAAAAUCACAGGGAGCCAGGAUCGGGUUAGUAGCGAGGUUGCUCCAACAAGGCGAUGUUCUUCUCAGCUAGGAACUGUCAGCAUCUUGAGUGGGCCUGUUGUCAUGGUGAAGCAGCCACGAGUUGUCCUGUUAUAACUCAAAUCGUUUUGCACACUGAACGAAGCAAAUGCCGCAAGAGCUCUUGGUAGAUGUGGCGGUUUAUCAUCUGGCCCACACUGAAGGGGAAAACUGGUACUUCAGGCUUGAAAUAUAUCUUUUGUGUCAGCAGUCUUGGAACUUUUUUACAAUUUCUGAUUAUGGAGAUGUUGAGCUCAAGGCAGCAAGAGAGGAUAUUUUUAGAUAGUGUACAUUUCCAAAUUAUACCCCAUAGAAAAUAUUAAUUAUUCUUGCUGAAUGCAUUUAAAUCAAAUUAUUUUGCACAUGACAGCAUUUACAUACAUUUUUCUUUAUUCAACAAUUUUUUUUUUCAGUGGCAGGUUUGUGCAAUUGCGCAGGAAACCUGUUUAAAUUGACCACAGUUCUGUUUGACAGCUUAUCAAUAUCACUUGGAACUUGGUGAAAGAUUGAACUAGUCAGGCCUGGUAUACUUUUAUUUUUAUAAGCCUUGCCUACUAACUGCUAAAUCUAUAUCAAAUUUAAAAAGUACGUUGCCUAAAGUCUUACUGUAAUUCUCUGAGCCAGAUCAUUCUGGAAGGUUUAGAUAUAAUAUGGAAGUACAAACAUUUGUGGAUAGAAAUGCAUUGAGUUGGUAAAUUAUUGUGGGAAGAAUAAAAAUGGAUUAAGAAACAAUUCACCUUUAUUGCACUUGUAAAUAAUUUCUUACAUGAUGAAAAUGAAACUCAUGCUUCAUGAUUACAUGUCAGAUGAUUGUAAAGUUCUGUCACUAACUUUGUAACCGUCCAAUCUUUCAUGAAGAACCUUGAUUUAAUGAAAUCUUCUAUAGACCAA